UCCCCAUUUCUCACCAGUAGCUCAUCUUGCUUCCCUCUCUCUCUCUCGCGCGCGCUCUCUCUCUCUCUCUCUCUCUCUCUCUCUCUCUCUCUCUCUCUCUCCCUCCUCUCUCUCUCUCUGAGUGUUGAAUGGAUGCCGCAUCGCCAAUGGCUUCCGAGGAACCCACAAGAGGAGAAAUCGACAGAAACAUUUCUCUGGCCGAGAACCCGAGACAGAGGGGAAGGAAAAAGCUCAAACAGAACGAGAAGAAGCAGAAGCAGCCGAUGAGAGGCAUGGGCGUGGCCCAGCUCGAGCGCCUCAGGGUCACCGGCCAGAAAUCCCCACCUGUUCAGCCUCCCGUUCUCCUCCCCUCCCACCACUUCUUCCUCCCCGCUCAGUACCCGGACCCGGCAGGUGGGUACGGGCAGCUGGGCCUGAACCAGGCCUUGUUCCUUCAGAGCCUUGGGUACGGCGGGCUGGGGGGAAGUGAUCGUGGGCUGGGUUCUGAUCAGGUUCGGGUGGGGUUCGGAGGGAUGGGUGUGGGUUUAAGGGGCGGGAGCUAUUUGGGUGAGAACUCGAAGGAGCUCUCUUCAAUCCCAAACCCGGUUCGUUACCCGGCUGAUCAAUGUGGUCUCUGCCACAAGCCCCAGAAGAAACGGGUGUUCAAUGGUGGAAGUUUGGGGUGUAAUAAUAAUGGAUUAAUGAGGGAGAAAUAUGCUGAUGACACAUCUGAUCUGAUGAUCAAUGGCUUUAGUUUCAAUGUCGGAAACAAGCAACACAUCCAUGGCAUCAAUGUUGAUAAGGGAGUAGAAGUUGUUGGUAUCCACAGGAAGGGAAGCUCAGGGGCAUUCAUGGAAUAUGACUUCUUCCCCCCAGGGAAAGGGGGCAGAGGCUCUUCUACCAAUGAGUUGGACUUGAGCUUAUUCUCAGAAGCUUCAGUGGCAGUACUGGGUGGUGGUUCAGUGGCAGUACUGGGCGGUGGUGGUGGUGGAGGAGGAGGAGGAUCUUGUGUCACUACUACCACUACUGCAUCUGCUUCCACUGCAGGUUUUGAUGCCUCCUCCACUUCCAUUGAUUUGUCUCUCAAGCUUUCUUGUUAGCAGGGCAGAAGAAUGGUGGGUUUUUUGUGUCUCUGUUUCUUUUGUUUUGGUCUCUUUCACGUUUGUGUGCAAUGGCAUGUGAUCCAAGAAGGAAACACAGCUUUUUUAUUUCCAUUUUGCUGCCAAAACUGUUGUCUUACUCCAGAAUAGAACAAUGUUACAUGGUUUGAUUCUUGGCAUCU
Molecule: messenger RNA, 1261 nt
Organism: Rhododendron vialii
Lineage: Eukaryota; Viridiplantae; Streptophyta; Magnoliopsida; Ericales; Ericaceae
Exons: 3
Coding region: 129-1079 (316 amino acids)
Molecular function (GO): DNA-binding transcription factor activity
Source: RefSeq, a predicted model, not a curated record